GUUGUAGCCAAUCACAGUUUUCUGAUUAGUUUGGGGGUCGGUGGCAACUAUAAAAUAUAGUUUGUGGAACCUAAACACAACUAUACUGUGUUCGCGUCGUAUUGUAAUGAAUCUACAGCAGAGAGACUAGGCCAUGUUGCUGCUCAAGUUAAUGAUGCCACUGAAGAACAUUAAUGAGGACAUCAGUAAUUUAGAUAAGAAGAUAAGCGUGCAAAAGGCCAGUGAGAUGCUGAGAAGCAAGAGGAUUAAUCAAAAUGAUCAAAAAUAGAAGUUUAGCUCCUCGAUUGCACGUACAUUGUGAAAAAUGUUACAGUCGCCACUGUAAAAAGUCAUUUGAACCUUCUAUUUCCUGUUUGGUUAUCAGUUGUCCUUCCAAGUGUGGGGCUGUUUUUCAUCAGUGUAAGGAAAAUGAGCACACUCUAUUGUGUCCUCUGGAACAUGUUCCUUGCAUAAAUUCAGCCUUUGGCUGCCCCUUCUCCAUGGCACGCUACAAACUUUCCAAACACCUUCGUGUCUGCCCUGCCAGCAUUGUGUGCUGCUCAAUGCAAUGGAAUCGCUGGCCAGCUAAUGAAGAAGACAUAAUAAUGAAUAAUGUUGUUGAAGAAUCCCUGAAUCCGGAGAAUUUAGUGUUGGGCACUGCAAUGAGGGAUCAGCAAAUAAUUUUCAAUUCUGUGAGGAUGGCAGAACUUUUUCCAGAGAUGGCAGAGAAUGUUAAUGAGAAUGAUUUGGAUUUGAAAGAAACAGGGGCAGAAGGAGGAUCGCUUGUGGCUUCUGCUUGUUUGGAUAGCGAUUAUCUCAAAACAGGAACAGAAGUGCAUCAAAAUGGAAUUGACAAAAUCAGUACUGAUGUAGAAGACAUGGUUGAACUAACCCAAGAAGAACAAACAACAGAAUCUGAGGAAGUGAUAGAUUUUGCUAAGUAUUCUUCUUGGGAGGGUAUCUUCAGUAAGGAUAAAGGUGGCUGUAUGACUGAAGAGAAAACUGCAGAAGUUAUAAAUACUCAGAAAAGCAAGAAAGCAAACAGCACUGAUAAUAAGAAAAAUGUGACUGAAAAUAAAACCAAUUCAUCGGACCCAUCUUUGUUAACAGCAGUAGAAAUCACAGGUGAAGCUCCUUGGCAAGAAGGUGUCCUGGAAAGACUGCAAUCUCGGAUGGAUAGAAAACAUUUCAAUAUGUACUUGGUGCAUCAUGGCAGUAUGCUUAUUCGAUUUGGUCAGAUGCGUGCAUGUACACCCAAAGAAAAAGACUUUGUUUAUGGAAAUCUGGAGGCCCAGGAGGUUGUAACUGUCAACACAUUUAAGAUUCCAACCAGCUACCGAAUGAAUCGUGAACAUUAUUCGUCACGUAAGAAAGAAAUGGAAACCAAAUCUGUGGACACUUCUGACCUAGACACAGUGAUUCCUCAAAAUGAUGAAGUAACUAUUUCAUUGCUUUGUUAUUUGGAGAAAAUGCUAAAAGGCCAUGCCAUAUCAGAAACAAAGACCACUAAUAGACUAGUAACUGAUGUUGCGACUCAGACUUAUUCUUUUCCCUCUGCUCCUUUUGGUCGUGAUGUGGUUUUGGCUGAUGUAGCGGCAGAGAAAGCUUCUUGCCUAUAUUUGCAACUCCAGACAGAAUGCAUCACAAAAAGAUAUAGCAAGUCGAUUUCUGUCUUUACAUUCAUGUGUCACCAUUUCUUCAGACGAGAUGAGUUUUCAUCACACUUUAAAAAUGUACAUGCUGACAUUCAGUCAUCCCUGAAUGGAUGGAUGGUACAGAAAUGUCCUUUAGCUUAUCUUGGCUGUUCCUACACCCAACAGAGAUUCUGUCCCUCUGCACAGAAGGCAAAGAUGAUCUACAAUCAACAACUAAGUGCGUUUGCAAUCAAGCCAGAUGUUCCUCCAGUUUUGUGUCAGAAUGGUAAUGGGGACAUAAAUGCAUGGGGAAUUGGGAAGAAUUUACUUAGCCUAUGUAGCCUUCCAUUUGAGAUCCUGAGGCACAUUGCAAGCUUCUUGGAUGGUUAUAGCCUAACACAGUUGUCCCAAGUGUCUGUAUUGAUGAAUGAGGUCUCCUCUGCAUUACUGCAAGAGCAUGGCAUGGUCCAUCUUGUCUGGGAAAAGAAAAAUUACUCGCCUGGAAGUUUUUCUUGGAGAGCUCGAAAAAGGAAAUGGCAAUUCAGCUCUUUCUUUUCCACAAUUGAAAACUGGAAUUUUAAUGACAACCCCAGCAUGGCAGAACAUCUGAAAACUUGUUCAUACUAUGUGACAGAGUGUAGAUCAAAGCGUGUGCCUCUCAUCAACAUGUGCAGAACUCAGAAACCAGAACAAGAGAAAAUGAGCCUUAUUCAUAUGUUUAACAGAAAAAAAACAGCAAAUAGAUUUUCCAAUCUGAUUGCAUGAAAUUUUAAUGUUUUGAUCCUGAUUAUGUUACUGUUAAUUCGGUACUCUGAAAUGGUAAGUAUCACAGUUUAUAUUUAGGACAUUGUAUUAGUAAAAAUCAUAUCAUAUAUGAAGCACAGACUGUAUUCUGCUUGACAUAUAAACUUAAGCUAGGGCAAUGUUGCAAGGUAAUAUAUAAUGGAUGUUUGACCACAGGUUAUCCUUAUGUAAUAAGACAAAGUGCAUAAACAUUAUGUUAAACCAGACUUGAAUAUAAGAGUUGUUUCAUGUAGGUGUAUCAAUAGGAACAGAUAGGAGCUUGCAAACAAUUUAUUGUAUCGGGAGUUUCUUUUUAUAGUCAGAAUCUAAUUUACUCAGAUAAUGUCAUGUCAGAAACUUAAAAUGUAUAUUGUUAUUAGUGUGGUACAUGGAUCUGCCAACAGGCUUCUCUUUUGCAUUGUAGGGUACAGUUCCUUCAGUUCUCAUCAGAGUAGGAUUUUGGGAAUGUCAGCUAUGGAACAUUCAGGGCAGAACCUGAACUUGAAUGGUAGAGGAAGAACAACUCAAUCUGAUUUGCUUCUGUACAUUUAUUUGUAGUUAGCUACAGAAUGAUAUGACAGAAUGAAAUGGGAAAAUAGUUAUUUCUUAAUGAAGUUUUGCUGUAUUAAAAUUGAAAAUAGGACAAUUGUGCUUCUAAAGAGAAUUGCAUGUGUCAUAGACCCUCUGAGAUAUUCUGACUCUUGACUAGGGGUUAUGGUAUUAAAAAUGAAUCCUUCAUUGCCUUGAACACAUUGCUGUAAUACCCAAGCUCCUUAUUGACACAGAGAAAGAAUGUUCAUUCACAGAACAAAUAUCUUCCACUUCAGUGGCCAGAAUUUUAGAAAAUGAUGUGGCUAUGCAGAUCUUUGUUACAUGUUUCAACAAUGGUAUAUCACAUUGAAGAUUACGUUGCAUGCCCACCAUGUUUUUUUAAACAAAUUUACAAAACAAACAAUAUGAUUUAAAAUUGAGAAAUGUUCUAUUGCCCAGGAAGGCCACAACUACGACUGGAAUGUCUUGCCCACUGAAGAACAUUGAGAACUAUACUCUCAGGAUGGAGGUUAGAAAACAGAGUCAAUCUGCGAUGCACAAAUGUUAGCUUCUUGGUGUUAAUAUUUCAGAGGAAGUCAAUUUGAUUCAGUUAAUACCUGUCUUGGAACAUUGUCUAUGAGUCAGAAUAUUGUGCUUUUAGAAUUUCUACCUUGCUUUUGAGGUCAAAUUAUAGGCUGAACCUCUACUGCCAUCUUGAGGUAACCAUGAAGUUGCCUGUUACUGUUGAGAUGGGAGUUUAAAGAUCCCAAUGUUUAAAAAAAGAUUGGACAUUCUCUGAUGUUCUAACAGUAUUCCUACUUCAAGAAGUACCUGCAAAAAUCAAAUUAAUUGAUCCACCAGCUUGGCUGUUUGUGGGACGUUGGUGCAUUUUGUCUACAUUACAAUAGGUCCUGCUAUUGAAAAAAACAUUGUUUACGAUGCUACAAUAUGCCAAAGCACUAUAAAUGAAAGAACUGCUAUUGAAAUAUAUUGACAUUGAUGUCAGUAAUCUUUGCACUAUUGUACACAUCAUUUGUACUUUGGUUAUCAGUGGAGUAUUCAUUUUGUAAUGCUUUGCAUACUAGUUGAUGAGACUGAGAUCCUUGGAUCUGUUGAAGAAAAGAUGACUUAUGUACUCAAAAGUUGAGUAUAACAUUGGGUUGUAAUAGGACAGAAGCGGAGAGGGAUUAGAUUGGAAGUGUUGAAGCCAAGACUCAUUACAGAUGCAAAGGCCUUAAUAUUUAUUGAGGAGCAAUCUUGGAGGAGUUAAUGUGGGGAAACUUAGUACGAGCCUUCCUGAACACUCUGGAGUUUUAAUUAAAGGCUGUGAUUGGAUUUGUUUUUUUAAGAUUCUCUCUCCCUCUCUCUCUCUUUCUCCCCCUCUCUCCCCCCCACCUCUCUCUCUCUCAUUCAUUGCCAGGCUGGCUGGUGGGAAAGGCAACAGAUAUGUAGGCCAUUUGUCCCCUCAUGUCUGCUCUGCCAUUCAGUAAGAUCCUGGUUGAUCUUUUAUUUUGAAGCUACUUUCCUGCACCAAUCUUUUAUCUCUUAAUUCCCUAAAUAUUUAAAUAUCAAUUAAUCUCUGUCUUGCUAAUGGUGAUUGAGGUGAAGUCACAAGAUGGGAAUUGCCAAGACAUUGUAAAAUUUGAAGGAGUGGAGACUGCAUAGUGGUGGAAGUAGUGAAGUUUGGGGUUAUGGAGACUUCAUUUCUGCAAGGAAAGAUUGCAAAGUCUGUGAUCUCAUAGGAAUUAGGUGGGGAAUCAGGACUGUGGAGUUUUACAAGAAUAGUUUACUUCUUCUGGCCAGGUGUACCAGUCAGUAAAUGAUGCAAAUUCUACCAUUGCCUGAACCACGUACAUUCUAUUGGACAACAGAAAUGAUUUAAAUACUGACCAUUUAGCAUGUUGCAUGUGGCUUCAGGAAAUAGAUUUAUAAAUUACAGUCAUCUAAAAUAUUGAAAACAGGGAGAUUUUAACUGGGCUUUUGUAUUACAAGUGUUAACAGCCAAACAUAAUUCUUCUCACAGUGCAGGAAUAUUUGGAGUUACAGCUGUAUGUAUCAUGUUAAUACAAGUUAAAUUUCAAUUGAUUCUUGAUCAGCGCUACUGAAACUUGUCAAUGGCAGUGUGUGGGGAUGGUAUUUAUUUAACUCAAAUGACUGAAUGAUAAGAAGGGAACUUGAGACUCUACCCUUCAGAGUUGCUGGCCGGUUGGUAUAUUCACAGAAAGCAAAUUAGUAGACGGAUGACUGCUCUGUACUGGUAUUGGCAUCCAAACUCUUUUGCCUCUACGCAGUUCAAACUUUUAAGACUUGUAGCAAAAUUUAAAUUCAA
Pristis pectinata (smalltooth sawfish) is the source of this 5256-nucleotide messenger RNA. Its product is annotated as F-box only protein 40-like. The record is from RefSeq and is a predicted model, not a curated record. Gene Ontology annotation, cellular component: cytoplasm. Gene Ontology annotation, molecular function: zinc ion binding; protein binding; ubiquitin protein ligase activity. The coding region runs from base 255 to 2378 and encodes 707 amino acids. The transcript is spliced from 5 exons. NCBI's taxonomy places the organism in Eukaryota, Metazoa, Chordata, Chondrichthyes, Rhinopristiformes, Pristidae.